This is a messenger RNA of Chaetomium fimeti, 1704 nucleotides long. RefSeq names its product Alpha/Beta hydrolase protein. The transcript has a single exon. Gene Ontology annotation, cellular component: endoplasmic reticulum membrane. Gene Ontology annotation, molecular function: phosphatidylcholine lysophospholipase A1 activity; monoacylglycerol lipase activity. The coding region runs from base 365 to 1618 and encodes 417 amino acids. Lineage: Eukaryota; Fungi; Ascomycota; Sordariomycetes; Sordariales; Chaetomiaceae. The record is from RefSeq and is a predicted model, not a curated record. Gene Ontology annotation, biological process: monoacylglycerol catabolic process; phosphatidylserine catabolic process.
CCGCCGGCAAAAUCAGCGAUCUGCAAAGCACUCAGGAGGCGCUCAAGGACCUCGAGAUUCUCCAGAGAUUGCUCGAAUCGGGUGCCGGCGAGGGUGCGGCGGUACAGGCGAUCGGACUGUAAUCACGGCGGUGAUAUCGCGGCACAGCACCUAGGCACCAGGCUGGCGGGUUGGUUUCAGCAAGCGUCAUCCCUGUGGCCUAUUGGAGAUGCAUAAUGAAUGCAAUCAAAGCGACUUUUCCACUCAACUCUCAAAUCUGAUUUGUGUGUUGUUGUUGUGAGAACGGCGCCACAUCCUCGGACAACCCGACCCCUUCCCAAGAUUUCUUUUUGAAUAUCAGGUAAAAUACCUUAAACUGAGAGCGAUGCCGCCAGCGGUUCAGCAGCAAGCACACAAGCUAGAGCCAAGCCCCAAACUCGGGCCUAAAACCAAGAAUUUGUUUGUGAGGCUCUUGGGUUCAACGCUCGGCGCCCUCAGCCUCAGCGCGAUCCUGUACUCCUUGUUUCUCGGUCUUCUCACGAUCCCACUUCUCCAGGACCAUGCCAUUUACCUCCACGGCGUAACGCUCACCGGGAAUCAAGAUGUCAGCGUUGCUGAGCAAUGGGGAUUCCUCCCAAACCAAGUCACCCCCUUUACACUUGACACGCCCGACGGGAUAACACUCCACACCUGGCACAUACUUCCGCUAGGCAUUUACCACAAGCACCAAAAAGAGCUCAUCAAGGAGCCCGAAGGCUUAGUAGAGGACAUUACGGACCGCAUGUCUUUCAAGUUACUUCGUGACGACCCGGAGGCGCUGCUCCUGCUUUACUUUCACGGAGCAGCUGGCACACUCGCAUCAGGAUGGAGACCACCGAGCUACCGGGCCAUGUCCGCCGCGGCCCUUGAUAAGAUUCACACAGUUGCUAUCGACUACCGUGGCUUCGGGUCCAGCAGUGGAGUCCCCUCGGAACACGGCCUCCAGACCGACGCCAUCACCCUGGCCAAGUGGGCUGUGCAGGAAGCUGGAAUUCCGCCCUCUCGCAUCGUCAUAUUCGGCCAGUCUUUGGGAACGGCAGUGGGAAUAUCGCUCGCAGAGCACUACGCCGCCCAGCCACACCCAACGCUCUUUGCCGGCCUGGUUCUGGUAGCACCCUUCGCAGACGUGGAACUGCUGACAGCCACAUACCGCAUCGCCGGGAUUGUUCCCAUCCUCGGUCCUCUUGCCCCGUUUCCCCGACUUCUGGCCUUCUUCAACACCUUCAUCCUGAGCAAGUGGCUUAGCAAGGACAAGCUGGCUGCAUUCGUUCGACAGUGUGAAGACAUGGUCGGGGACGGCCUCAAGUACCACAUCGCCAUCAUUCAUGCCCAGGACGACUACGACAUCCCCUGGUCUCACAGCGACCGGCUGUUCUGGCAUGCUGUCAAUGCGUCCCGGCCCAGUGGUAUUGCGUUUGAGGAUCUAGAGGAGGAGAAGGGGCGGAAUAAGCAGAUGUUGGGUUCGGCUGGCUGGGUGGCGGAACACCGGACAGGAAAAGGGGUCGUCAGGGAGGAGAUCGCCAGGUGGGGACUACACGACAGAAUCAUGUCGUACCCGAUUGUGAGCCUCGCGGUGCUGAGGGCGUUUGGGGGAGAGUGAAAUCUGGGGACUUGCCCACAGGACACAAGCUUCAACAUAAUCCCCAGAUCACGGAUAAUAGCAACUGUCAUAUUUACGAAAUAGAA